GUCCAUUUGCUGUCAUUUCAGUCAUGUUAGGAAGUAUGACAGAGUCACUAGAACCAAAUGGAAAAUACCUGGAAGUGAUCAGUGGCACCAAUAAAACAUUUGUCAAUGAGAUCAGGAGGGAUGCAGCCCGAGUAGAGCUGGUAACUGCAGUCACCUGCUUAAUGGGUCUAUUCCAGGUUGCCCUUGGCCUGCUGCAGUUUGGAUUUGUGGCCACCUAUCUUUCAGAGCCCUUGGUGCGAGGCUAUACCACAGCUGCUGCGAUCCAUGUGCUGGUUUCCCAGCUAAAGUAUGUCUUUGGAAUCAGCCUGGAAGAGAAAUCUGGACCAUUGUCAAUGAUCUAUACAUUUGUGGAGAUUUGCUCAAAAUUACCUGGCACUCACACUGGUACUAUGGUCACUGCCUUGAUCUCCAUGGUUGUCCUUUUGCUCAUCAAGCUACUCAAUCAGAAAUUUGAUAAGAAGCUUCCAGCACCUAUCCCCAUUGAACUUCUCACGAUUAUUGUCUCCACUGGAAUCUGCUAUGGUGCCAGCCUGAGCAACAAAUUUGGGAUUAGUGUUGUGGGCGAUAUUCCCAAAGGUUUGAGAUCUCCUGAAGUCCCCAAUGGAAGCUAUUUUGGGCAGGUGAUAGGGAAUGCUUUUGCCAUUGCUAUUAUUAGCUAUGUCCUUUGCAUCUCCCUUGGGAAAAUCUUCGCACUCAAGCACGGUUAUAGUGUGGACAGCAACCAAGAACUGAUAGCCCUGGGGCUCAGUAACAUCACUGGUAGCUUUUUCCAUUGCUACAGCAUCAGCUGCUCCAUGUCCCGUUCCCUAGUACAAGAAAGCACAGGAGGACACAGCCAGAUGGCUACAGUCAUCUCUUCUCUCAUCAUCCUGGCAACCAUUUUGAAGAUUGGAGAGCUUUUUCGCGAACUACCCAAAGCUGUCUUAGCUGCCAUUGUUAUCGUCAAUUUGAAAGGCAUGUUCAAACAGUUCAAAGAUAUUCCUGCACUUUGGAGAUCUAAUUUCAUCGACCUGAAAACGGCUAGAAAAUCUGGAGAAAACAACCCUGGAUUUGAGGAUAUGGAGAUGGAUGCAAAAUCACAAGAACCAGAGGAAGGCACAGCAGGUACAGAGAGCAAUGGGACUGUGAUGGCUUGCAAUCCCCCAAGUAACCAUCAGCCACAGUCUUGUGGCAACCCCAGUUUAAAUAAUCUGGGGCUGGAAAAACCUUCUAUCCACACAAUCAUUCUGGACUUCAGUUCUGUCACCUUUGUGGACACUGUCUCUGUAAAGACCUUAAAAAAUAUAUUUAAAGAUUUCCAGGAGAUUGAAGUGGAGGUGUUACUUGCUGGUUGCCAUGGCGUUGUCAUUACCCAGCUGGAAAGAGGCAAUUUUUUCAAUGAAACCAUAACCAAGAACCACCUUUUUGCAUCAAUACAUGAUGCAAUUACCUAUAUCGCCAGGAACCGAGAACAGAGCACGCCACACAUUGACACUGUAAGCAAUUUUUUUCUUCUUAACUCAGAAAAAUAAUGACUCCUCACAGGGAUCAUGCAGGUUUA
Messenger RNA from Thamnophis sirtalis, 1540 nucleotides. NCBI's taxonomy places the organism in Eukaryota, Metazoa, Chordata, Lepidosauria, Squamata, Natricidae. The record is from RefSeq and is a predicted model, not a curated record.